This is a messenger RNA of Mytilinidion resinicola, 1404 nucleotides long. Its product is annotated as FAD/NAD(P)-binding domain-containing protein. Lineage: Eukaryota; Fungi; Ascomycota; Dothideomycetes; Mytilinidiales; Mytilinidiaceae. The record is from RefSeq and is a predicted model, not a curated record. Gene Ontology annotation, molecular function: FAD binding; monooxygenase activity. The coding region runs from base 1 to 1404 and encodes 467 amino acids. The transcript has 5 exons. Gene Ontology annotation, biological process: secondary metabolite biosynthetic process.
AUGGUUCAAGUCGUCGAAGACUAUACGCCGGUGGUCAAUGGCACUGCAUCUACCGUGAAAAGUCGUAAAACAUAUCAACAGGCUAUCGUAAGCUCCCAACCAAGCCUGACAGCUUCGUAUCUGUCUCAGUCGUUACGAUUCCUUCAGAAACUGAGAAGCAAGGAAAACUUCACUGAAGAGCCGCGUUCCUCUAGUCAUCCAACACCAGCACGCCUCAGAUUAAACAUCGUGGUUGUUGGAGCAGGACUUGGCGGGCUUUCUCUUGCCAUUGCUCUAGCUCGAAGAGGACACUCCGUGCGAGUACUGGAGCAAGCUUCAAAGCUUGGAGAAGUGGGAGCAAGUAUUCAAAUUCCUCCAAAUUCUGGACGGUUGCUCCACCGAUGGGGAGUCUUUGAAUAUUUGGAAAAGUGGGCAGUCAAGCCAGAAGGUAUCAACUUUCGAAGAUGGGAAGAUGGACAAGCCAUAGGCUACACUGCUCUCGGGAAGACAUUUCAAGCAGACUUCAAUGUGCCUUAUUAUGUGGUCCAUCGUGCUCACUUCCAUGAAGCUCUGCACCAACGAGCGUCACAACUGGGUGUAGCGGUCGAAUUGCAUUCCAGGGUCGUAGGGUACAGUGAACAGAAAUCUUCAGUUGUACUAGACAGUGGCACCACUAUCCAAGGAGACUUGGUGAUUGCCGCUGAUGAUUCAAGAAUCAAAUCAAAAGCACGGCAAGCUAUUCACCCAGGCCUUUGCCAAGAUCCCCAGUUCAAUGGCUUCGCUGCGUAUCGAGCAACAGUCGACGUCCAAAAGAUGCAAAAUAGUCCCGAAAUUGCCUGGCUUCUAGAGAAACCUUCGUUGAACAUCCGGAUUGGCGAGGACAGACAUGUCAUGACAUACACAAUCGCCGCAGGGGAGUCAUUCAACAUGGUUUUAUCUCACAUUGACCGUUCUGAACCGGCGACCUGGACAGAGAAGUUUGCCAAAGAACACAUCCAGCAAGAAUUCACGAGAUUGGUAAUUAUCGGUGAUGCUGCUCAUGCUAUGCUGCCUUACAUGUCGCAAGGUGCCGCCAUGGCCGUCGAAGAUGGUGCCGCCCUUGCUGUCGCCCUGAACCACAUCUCCACUAUCGACGAACUCCCAUUCGUGCUGCGGGCAUUUGAGAAAGAACGAAUCAAGAGAAGCAGCGAUAUGCAGAAUGCCAGCACGGUAAAUGGACUAAUUUGGCAUUUUGCGGAUGGCCCAGAGCAAAGAGCGAGAGAUACUUCCAUGGCCGCCGAGGUUGUGGGUUCUCCGUUUACCAGCAGUGCAAAUCAAUGGAGCGACCCAGUCACUCAAUGGUGGGCGUAUGGAUACGACGCUGAGAGCAAAAUGGAAGAGGCCUGGGACGAAGCCGUGCGGGCUUUGAUCAUGCGAGCGGGUUGA